Messenger RNA from Talaromyces proteolyticus, 939 nucleotides. RefSeq lists its product as uncharacterized. Gene Ontology annotation, molecular function: heme binding; peroxidase activity. The record is from RefSeq and is a predicted model, not a curated record. The transcript has a single exon. Lineage: Eukaryota; Fungi; Ascomycota; Eurotiomycetes; Eurotiales; Trichocomaceae. Gene Ontology annotation, cellular component: cytosol. Bases 1 to 939 code for a protein of 312 amino acids.
AUGUCUGUGUCUACACAACGCGUUGACGCGCCGCUUACUGCAUCGGCAACGUUUCUCGUGCUAUCUGUGGCCGAAACUGAUAACGCCACUAAUACGGUGCGAUCGGCUCUAGCAAGCAUUGAAGACCUGUCGAAGAAUGUUGCAAUACGCGACCCAGGUGCGGGCUUUACAUGUGUUGCUGCUAUUGGUAGUGGUGUCUGGGAUCGGUUGACAGGUUUGCCACGGCCGGCGGAACUGCACCCUUUCCCCGUUAUCAAGGGGAAAACCCAUGUCGCGGUCUCAACGCCGGGGGACUUGUUAUUCCAUAUUCGCGCAGAACGGCAAGACCUGUGUUUUGAAUUCGAACGGCAGCUCCUUGAUCUACUCGGUAACUCGGUUGCGGUAGUUGACGAGACUACUGGUUUCCGGUACUUCGACACGCGAGACCUGCUUGGCUUCGUCGAUGGCACGGCGAAUCCUGUAGGGUCAUCAGUGCAUCCUGCAACACUCGUUGCUCAAGAGGAUGACGAUUCAGCACACGUUGGUGGGAGCUAUGUGGUUGUACAGAAGUACUUACAUGACCUGAAUGCAUGGAAAGGGCUUUCGAGUGAAAAACAAGAGGCAAUAGUUGGCCGAACUAAGAUCGACAACAUAGAACUGGAUGAUGCGGCGGCUGACCAGCAACAAUCACAUAAGUCUUUAGCUACCAUUACAGAUGAAGAUGACAAUGAGUAUAGCAUCCUUCGUGAUAACAUGCCCUUUGGAUCACCUGGAUCAGGUCAGUUUGGUACCUACUUCAUUGGAUAUUCAAGACGACUCUGGGUCAUCGAGAAAAUGCUCGAGCGAAUGUUUAUUGGAUCACCGCCUGGGCUACAUGAUCGCAUUUUGGACUUUUCUACACCAGUGACUGGUACAGUCUUCUUUGCACCGUCUGCUAGCGUGCUGGCCCAGUUAGAAUGA